AGCCAAAUUGUUAGGCUCACGUACUGACGUACAGGAAAGCCACUUAGCCAGCACCACGCACCACCAUAUUACCAGAGGAGCAUAGGGUAGAGAGAGAGACAGAGAGAGAAACGCGGUUAUAUAUACAUGUAUAAAUGUACUGCAUACAGAUAGAGGUAGACAAGACAGUGGAGGAGAGAAAUCCUUGUGUUAUCUUUUUUUUUUUAAUCAGAGUCCUUCCAUGUGUUAUCUCUUCCUCUUCUUUAUUUCCAAUUUUGGGUACUUACCUUUUUCUUUCUUUUUAUAAUCCAUAGACUGGGUGUGGGUGGAUACUUGCAUUAUCAGUAUCUGGUUCUUCAAUGGCUGCUUCCUGGGUUUUAUCCGAAUGUGGCAUAAGACCCCUCCCUAGAAUUUACCCUCAACCCAGUACUGGCUUUGCAUCAAAGAACACCAAUUUUUUCAAGCUCAGACCAUUACCAGUCUCAAAAAGCCAGAAUCUUGGUUCUUUCAAGGUCUCAAAUUGGUAUAAAAAGAGGAACUGGGCAUUAAAUGUUGCAGCUCCUGUAAAUGUUAAAACUGUGGGCGGAGAGGAGGAUAAAGAAAGAGAGGAAAUUACUGGAGUUAAUGAGGAGGAAGGUGAAUUCUUUGACCCAGGUGCUCCGCCACCUUUUAAAUUGGCUGAUAUAAAAGCAGCCAUACCAAAACAUUGUUGGGUUAAAGAUCCAUGGAGAUCUGUGAGCUACGUUGUGAGAGAUGUGGCUUUGGUUUUUGGAUUGGCUGCUGUUGCUGCUUACUUCAACAAUUGGGUUGUUUGGCCUCUUUACUGGUUUUGUCAAGGGACCAUGUUCUGGGCUCUUUUUGUUCUUGGCCAUGAUUGUGGUCAUGGAAGCUUCUCAAAUAAUCCAAAGCUGAAUAGUGUUGUGGGUCAUCUCCUUCAUUCUACAAUCCUUGUUCCUUACCAUGGAUGGAGAAUUAGCCACAGAACCCAUCAUCAAAAGCAUGGACAUGUUGAAAAUGAUGAAUCAUGGCAUCCAUUGUCUAGGAAAAUCUUCAACAGUUUGGAUAAUGCCACAAAGACAUUGAGGUUCACUUUGCCUUUCCCCAUGCUUGCCUACCCUUUCUAUCUGUGGAGUAGAAGCCCUGGAAAAAAGGGUUCUCAUUUUCAUCCAGACAGUGAUUUGUUUGUCCCAAAUGAGAGAAAAGAGAUUCUUACCUCAACAGCCUGUUGGACAGCAAUGGCUGCAUUGCUUGUGUGCUUAAACUUUGCAAUGGGUCCUGUCCAAAUGCUUAAACUCUAUGGCAUUCCGUACUGGAUUUUUGUCAUGUGGUUGGACUUUGUAACGUAUUUGCAUCACCAUGGUCAUGAAGACAAACUUCCCUGGUAUCGUGGAAAGGAAUGGAGUUAUCUGAGAGGAGGGCUUAGUACUCUUGAUAGAGACUAUGGAUGGAUAAACAACAUCCACCAUGAUAUUGGCACUCAUGUGAUUCAUCAUCUCUUCCCUCAAAUCCCACACUACCACUUAAUUGAAGCAACUGAAGCAGCUAAGCCUGUGCUAGGGAAAUACUACAGGGAACCAAAGAAAUCUGGACCUUUUCCAUUUCACUUACUGGGAAGUCUUAUAAGAAGCAUGAAACAAGAUCACUAUGUAAAUGAUACUGGAGAUGUUGUCUACUAUCAAACAGAUCCUAAUCUUUAUGGAGGUGCGAAAAUAGAGUGAAGCUGCAAAAGAUUUUUUAGUGUGAUAAGUAAAGCCUUCCAAGCCCAGACUCUUUGUAACCAGUGAUUCUUCUGACAACAACUCGACAUUGCCUUGGAGCCACUGGGUACAUAUUGCUUUAGAGCCACUGGGGACAGCCAUUCUGCCCCACAUAUAUUGCUUUCGCGUCCUAUUUGAUAAGACAGAUGAUGUAAUACGGGCGUAAUAGGUUUCACCGCAUGAUGUAUUUGACAAAAAAUCUCAAUCAAUUUAUGGCUCUCUUUCUCUUUC
Molecule: messenger RNA, 1967 nt
Organism: Hevea brasiliensis (rubber tree)
Lineage: Eukaryota; Viridiplantae; Streptophyta; Magnoliopsida; Malpighiales; Euphorbiaceae
Product: omega-3 fatty acid desaturase, chloroplastic
Exons: 8
Coding region: 339-1697 (452 amino acids)
Biological process (GO): lipid metabolic process
Molecular function (GO): oxidoreductase activity, acting on paired donors, with oxidation of a pair of donors resulting in the reduction of molecular oxygen to two molecules of water
Source: RefSeq, a predicted model, not a curated record